CUAAUUGUCGUUGAUAAGUUGCUGAAGUCAAGACCAGAAUUAUCGAAGACUGUUGAAGCAACCAAAGAGACCGGUGGAGAAACGACGUGGCCAAAGGCGAACGAGGAAUCCGAUGAUGAAGAGCAUUAUAAGGAUGCUGACGCAGAUGAAUCAGAUGAAAACACUGAGGCAGAUGCAGAGAAAAUGGAUCAGGAAAAAAGUGAGUCGUCAUGGCACCACGCAAAGAAUCUGGCGAAAAUGAAAUUGCUGAAAAAGUCACUCAAAUUGUUCCAAGCAAAUACAAUCCUUAUCAACGAACCCCUGCAUUCGCCGGAGCUGAAUUUGUUCUGAAAACGGAGCUACUGAAACUUGCCGACUACUUCCAUCCAUCGUUGAAAGUCUUUGCUAAGAAUCUUAUCGAUGAAAAGCCAAUUAGUUUCUACGGCGAUCCACUCCGAGACUUUUGUCUCACUCAAUUCCUCGACCGGUUCGCAUUUCGUAAUCCGAAGAAACCGUCUGAAGACGUUAAAUCGCAAUCAAUGGUUCAUCUUGUGCAUAAUAAAAAUUACACAGCCAGCGGCGGUCGUGGCUUACCAGUGAAAGAACUGACGACAUCAAAUUGCAGCGAAGAUGAGAAGUUCAUUCUGGAAUAUUUACAACAGAAACGAGAAAAACGGGCUGCAUUCGCAACUGACGCUGAAGAUGAUGAUGUGGAUUCGGUGAACGACGACGAGUUUGAUGCGUAUUUAGAUGGACUCGGUGGAAAAGAUGAUGACUUGGAUUUCAUGAAUGAUUUGGGUAACGAAUUAAAAGACGACGCAGAGAAUAAGAAAGACAAGAAAAAGAAGCAAAAAGUUGACGAGGAUAAAGAGGAGGAAAAUGAUGGUGACUGGGAUGAUGAGGAUGUCGAUGAUGCGGGUGACGGAGCAAGCGAUAUCGAGAAUGAUGGCACUAUUGAUGAAGAGAACGAUUCCGAUGACGAUGGUUCAAUAUCAUUGGCUGACGAUAGCGACGACGAUGCAUCCGUUUUCGAUGGUGACGAAGACGAUGAUGAAAACAUUUUCGAAGAAUCAGAUCCGGAAGAUGAACCCAAGUCCAAAAAGCUGAAAGGAAUGAGUGGCAAGGACUUCCAGAAAACAUUGAAAAAUACCGACAAUAUGAACUCACUUUUCGCUGCUGCCGAAGAUUUUGCUGAAUGUUGGAGGACACGGGCAAAUCGAAAACGCAUGGUACGCUAGGAGAUAUCUUCAAUAAAGAUAAAUCGUCGGAGAAACAGCUCAACUGGGAGCAGAAACGAUUCAAGUCAAACAAUUAUUCAUCCAAAAAGCAAACCAAUCGGACAUUUGGUGGAAAUAAGAAGAAAUUUGGAA
Bradysia coprophila is the source of this 1349-nucleotide messenger RNA. Its product is annotated as nucleolar complex protein 1-like. Lineage: Eukaryota; Metazoa; Arthropoda; Insecta; Diptera; Sciaridae. The record is from RefSeq and is a predicted model, not a curated record.